AAUUCUCCAUUAGAAAUUCUUUAUUAUUUUACAAAUAUAUUCUUAACCUAAAACUACAUUCGUAGAUAGAUAUGUCAGUCUUCGCCUAUAUAGUGUUUUUACGCACAUGGUUUGAGGAAAUGGUUCUGCGACUCCACAAAGAUCAAAGACGAUAAAAUAAAAGCGGUUGCCAAGUUAUAUUCACUCGAGACAAAGUCAAUAGUAAGCAUAGUAGGUCGAUCCAUGCCCACCGGUUCAACUCUGAUGAAGAAGAGAUCUCUCUCAAGUAUUCUAGAUCAGCUGUUUCGUUCGUACCAACAAAUCCUAGGAAGGAUUCUCCGUUUCUGGCCUGCUCGAAAAGUUAAAAAAUGUGGGACAACUCAUGGGUGUUGAUUUCCUUCUCAUUGACGAAAAGGCUCCAUUUACGUCACCCACCUUCCUAAAUUCGAACAUGCUCUGCGUGAUCGAGCUAUGUAUAUAAUAUCCGCCUUUGACGUCACUAGAAGCAACACCCAUGUCAAAUUGUCGGAUUUCCACUUUUAUAUACGGUUCACACCAGCCACUUUUUUUGAAGAGGUAGAAGAGUCUUUCUGUGUUAUUCCAAAAGAGUUUUUCCGCUUAAGGACUCAUGAAGAGUUAGUGUCACUGGCGAACACCAAUACGGAGCUCCCAGAUGUCAUGGGCGAAGUAGUUUCCACCAAAACUAAUGGGAUGUCACAAACUUUGGAGAGGAUGUUAGUCCAUCUGCGUCUUGAAAGUGGUCAGAAUGUCCGUCUAAGUGCAUUUGACGACCAAGCAACCUCAUUGGAGAAGGUCUUUAGCAAGAAUGAUGAGGGGACUUAUAUACUCUUAGCGACCAAUAUAAACCCAAAGAUUAUUGCAGAUGAACUUUUUCUUAAUGCUACGUCUGGGACCAAGUUUUAUUCUGAUGGAGACUUGACAACGACACAAGAGUUCGCUGAAAGGUUGAAGGGGAGAGCCAUUUACACAACCAUCACCAAACACAAACAAGGUAAAAGAUGCAGACACUGUUAGAACACGAAACAAAUACUCAACUAAGAGUUCCACAUUUAGUUCCCCACAUAACAUCAAUGUUU
Molecule: messenger RNA, 1076 nt
Organism: Camelina sativa (false flax)
Lineage: Eukaryota; Viridiplantae; Streptophyta; Magnoliopsida; Brassicales; Brassicaceae
Source: RefSeq, a predicted model, not a curated record